GACUAUCGUCUAGUAGUAUGCACACAGUGUGUGUUCCGACGCAGCAUAAGUGAGUGAGUGAGAGAAAGAGAGGCAGAGGACUGUUUUACAUUACCACGAGGUUUAGAAACUGAUGUUGGAGUAAAGGUCAUAUGAUGCCUAAAGGCGUAUAUUGAGUAAAAGAGAGAGACCAUAAGGUUAUCACUUUGUUUUACUCUUUGUUUUACUUUGUUUUACGGAGUGAUACCAAGUUUAUACCAGGUUUAUAUCAGGUGUAUAAAAUUUUUUUCGAACAAAAUAAGCAAAAUGGAGUAUAUUACAGUUCAUGAUGCGGAAAAGGAUAAAGCAAUAAUCUUGUGUUGCGAAUGUGGAACACCAAUUGAACCAAAUCCUGCUAAUAUGUGCGUAGGAUGUUUGCGUACUCAUGUUGAUAUUACAGAUGGUAUUUCAAAACAAGCGACUUUACAUUUCUGUAAAGGCUGUGAAAGAUAUCUCCAGCCACCCGCUGAAUGGAUUCAUGCUGCAUUGGAAUCAAAGGAGCUCAUGUCAUUAUGUUUAAAGAAGCUAAAGGGAUUAAAUCGUGUAAAAUUAAUAGAUGCCAGUUUUGUAUGGACAGAGCCACAUUCCAAGAGAUUAAAAGUAAAGCUGACUGUCCAUGGGGAAGCAAUUGGUGGUGUAGUUUUACAGCAAAUAUUUGUAGUUGAAUAUAUCGUGAAUCACCAAAUGUGCGAUGAUUGUCAUCGUACAGAAGCUAAAGAUUACUGGCGUGCAUCUGUACAAGUUCGGCAAAAAGCAACAAACAAAAAAACUUUCUUCUACUUAGAACAACUUAUAUUAAAGCACAAAGCACAUGAACAAACACUUGGUAUAAAGCCCAUUCAUGAGGGUUUAGAUUUCUUCUAUGCAAAUGAAGCCACAGCUAGAAAAAUGGUUGACUUUUUACAAACAGUCAUACCAUGCCGUUAUCAACAUUCAAAAAAGUUGAUAUCGCAUGAUAUUCAUAGUAAUAUAUACAACUACAAAUUUACAUACAGUGUUGAAAUCGUACCAAUCUCCAAGGAUAGUGUGGUUUGCCUACCACGAAAGUUAACUCAGCAGUUGGGUGGAAUCAGUCCUAUUUGUUUGGUACACAGAAUUACAAAUUCUGUGCAUCUUAUGGAUGUUUCAUCAGGGCAAAUUGCUGAAGUUAGCGCGACUGUCUACUGGAGACAUAAUUUCUACAGUAUAUGUAAUCCGAAACAAUUAACGGAAUACGUCGUGAUGGAUAUUGAGCAGAUAAAACACGAAGACAAAAAGAUUUUUCCAGGGCAAGGGACUAUUUCUAAUAAACACGUUAUAGCGGAUGUAUGGUUAGUGAAAGCAUCUGAAUUAGGAAUAAACGAUAACCCAACUCACGCACGUACACAUUUAGGACACGUGCUUAAACCUGGUGAUUCGGUUCUCGGCUACGCCUUGAAAGAUAGCAAUAUUAACGAUACUAACUUCGACAAAUUAAAUGGAGAUAUAAUACCUGAUAUCAUCUUAGUGAAAAAGUUUUACGGUUACGAUAAAGCCGCCCGUCGCAGAGCAAGAGUAUGGAAAUUAAAACAUAUUGCCGACGAAGUAGUCAGCAUGAGUACAGAAAAUAACGAAUAUAAUGAAUUCCUCGAUGAAUUAGAGGAAGAUCCGGAAUUAAGGCAAAACAUCAACAUAUUUAGAGACACGAGGAAACAAAUUCCCGUUGACACUAACGAAAUUGAUCCAAGCAUUCCGCAAAUUACACUGGAGGAAAUGCUCGACGAUCUUAUAAUCGAGGAUGUUGAUAUGGCCGAAGUUUAUGAAUAAUGUAUAUUUUAUAAAAUAAUUUGUAUUUCUCAUAAUAUAAUCGAAAAGAUUGUAUUAUUUAAUAAUACAAUCUUUGUAUUAUUUAAUAAUACAAUCUUUUCGAAAAUAUGAAUUUUUCGAAGUAGGGCGCCUUUUUUUUAGAAAGAUAUGUUUCUUAAGACGUACUUUAACUAUGUGCAUGAGUUAUAAGUAGUUGUACGAUUAUUUUUACUAUCUAAGCUGUUUGUUGAAUUAUCUGAUAAUUAUUAUCACGUUGUUUUCUAGUAGUGAUAGAUCCAUCUUGAUUAUGUAAAAGUCCGUUAUCAAUAAAAAUGAUAAGAAUAAAAUCUCAACCUAUACAAGAAUAA
Molecule: messenger RNA, 2150 nt
Organism: Odontomachus brunneus
Lineage: Eukaryota; Metazoa; Arthropoda; Insecta; Hymenoptera; Formicidae
Gene: Nmd3
Product: 60S ribosomal export protein NMD3
Exons: 11
Coding region: 286-1803 (505 amino acids)
Biological process (GO): ribosomal large subunit export from nucleus
Cellular component (GO): cytoplasm; nucleus
Molecular function (GO): ribosomal large subunit binding
Source: RefSeq, a predicted model, not a curated record